AUGAAGGUUGUCGUGUGCCGUAAUCUUGGGGAGGACGCUGUGGGGAUUUUGAAGGCCAAGAAGGAGCUUGACCUGGUUGUAUGGCCUGGGCCGGACGAUAAAGCCGCUGAUCGGCGGUGGCUGCUUGAGAAUGUGGAGGGCGCGGUGGGGGUUAUUGUUAUGCUGACGGAUAAGGUGGAUGAUGAACUGCUGGAUGCAGCUGGCCCUUCGCUGCGGGUCGUGUCGACUAUGUCGGUUGGGUACGAACAUGUUGACCUGAAAGCGGUCGGGCGACGUGGUCUGAAACUGGGAUAUACCCCUGAUGUGCUCACAGAAGCAGUCGCCGAUCUCUGCAUCAUGCUCGCCCUGAUGGCCUCGCGAGUCAACAAUGGCGUAUCCAUCGUCCAGGCUGGCACAUGGAGAGACUACUCCUGGAAGCCCUUUGGCUUCUGCGGCCCCCAGCUGAGCACCACCUCGCCCUCACAAACGCGCACAGCCGGCUUCCUCGGCUUCGGGCGCAUCGCACAGGCGACGCUCCGCCGCCUCGUCCCCUUUGGCAUCACACACGUCCUCUACUCCGGCAACCCCGGGUCCCCGCCCGACUCGGAGCGGGACGCAGCGCUCCAGACGCAACACAACCUCAGAGAGCUCCGCAAAGUAGACCUGAAAGAGCUCGCGCGGGAGAGCGACGUGCUCUUCGUUCUCGCGCCCGGCGGGCCGAGCACGUACCAUGUCGUGAAUGAGGAGUUUUUGAGGGAGAUGAAGGAGACGGCGGUGCUGGUGAACGCGAGCCGGGGGACGCUGGUCGAUUCGGAGGCGCUCGCGGAGGCGUUGGGCAGGGAGCGGCCGAGGCCGUUUGGGGCGGGGUUGGACGUUGUGGAGGGGGAGCCGAAUGUCGGGGCUGAGCAUCCGUUGGUGAAGGAGCCUAGAUGCGUGAUCGUGCCGCAUGUGGCGAGUGCGACGUUCGAGACGAGGACGGCGAUGGCGACGCGGGCUGCAUAUAACCUCGUCGGAGCGCUGUUUGAUGAGCCUAUGCCAUCUUCUGUCGAUUUGUCGUCUUUUCAGUAGUGAAGGGCAGUAAAUAGCCCCUGUGUUUGAUAAGAUGUGCCGAUAGGGUGUUGUCUGAUAUUUGGC
Molecule: messenger RNA, 1113 nt
Organism: Coniophora puteana RWD-64-598 SS2
Lineage: Eukaryota; Fungi; Basidiomycota; Agaricomycetes; Boletales; Coniophoraceae
Exons: 8
Coding region: 1-1047 (348 amino acids)
Cellular component (GO): cytosol
Molecular function (GO): glyoxylate reductase (NADPH) activity; NAD binding; hydroxypyruvate reductase [NAD(P)H] activity
Source: RefSeq, a predicted model, not a curated record